Notechis scutatus (mainland tiger snake) is the source of this 528-nucleotide messenger RNA. RefSeq names its product MORN repeat containing 5 (gene MORN5). NCBI's taxonomy places the organism in Eukaryota, Metazoa, Chordata, Lepidosauria, Squamata, Elapidae. The record is from RefSeq and is a predicted model, not a curated record.
AUGCAGUACACGGGCAGCUUCUACCGCGGGCAGCGCGUCAACGGCAGGUUGGAAGGAACGGGGACCUACACCCUCCCCACCGACACCAAGUACGAGGGCGAGAUGAAGGACGGGAUGUUCCAUGGGAAAGGAACCCUCUACUUCCCCGGCGGCAGCAAAUACGAAGGGAUUUGGGACAAAGGCAUCUGUGUGGAGGGGAAAUACACCUUCUCUGAUGGUUUGGAAUAUAAAGACAACAAGUGGCAUUACUGCGAUGGCUACGACCGGAGGUUUUACACAGAAAUCUGCAACGGCCUGAAGCCAGCAGGGAUUUCCCAGCUGACCGACCUGGAUCCUCCCCGGCGCAUUCCCACCGGCUGCUACGACUGCGGAGAUGGUUUCUACAACCCGAACACCAGAGUGGUGGUGGAUUACCGGCACCGCUUUCUGAGAAAUGCAGAUGAUGACGAGCACGACUGGAUUGUGAAGACGUGCCGGAAAGGCUGGGACGAAUGCGUUGGCUUCAAGCCGAAGAAGUGAGCUGGGCGG